CCUAUGAUCAGCACCUACAAAGAUGAAUACCGACCUCCUGCUCAAAUUGUGAAGUCUAAAGUGAUCCGGAGGAACCCUCUUAUAAAGCUUUCUUUGACCUCCAAAUGGCAGCCUUUGUCUUGUGGUGCCCUCAAGGAAAGGGCAUGCCAGUUUCCAAAGGCACACACAGAAUCAUCAGUAUGCAAGCAGAAGCCUCCUGUUCUGAUAAUACCAGUGGAUGUUUCUAAUGACAAAGAAAAGGAUUGUAUUGAGGCUAUGUUAAAAAAUGUACAAAACAAGCAACCAUCACAGAAGAUCCAGCUUCCCAGAUUAGUUAAAAAAGGUGUUCCAGACAGCCGCUGUGCAAAACCUAUUCGAGUUAACCAACUAAAAGGUGUAGACCAUAGAGUGGAUGACUCACAUGUCAAUGAAAGGCACCUGAAACAACUUAUGGACAAAAUAGACAGGGAAAUUCCUAGCGCUGAUGACUUCCUUGACUCACAGACGAUGUGGUACCCUGUAUACUCAGAAAGAGUUAGAACAAAGAAAGUCCAGCAGGCAAUCAGGUGGGAUAGCAUUUUCUUCCAGCAGGUCAGACUACCUCCGAGAAACUGCUACAUUAUUCAUCCUGAGUUUGCUUCAGAAGAUCUUGGCAAGAAGAACAAUUUACAAUCACCUGUACAUUCCCUGCUAUAGAUAAGAAAGAGAAAUUGAAUUGCGUUGAUUAGCUUUCUCUCCACAUUUGAUCUGAGUCUUUUUUGUAGAAAACAAAAAUGAUUACUCAAGAGACCCCUUGGGCAAUCACUUACAUACCAUGUUAAUCACAUAACAGCAAUUUUCAUUCAUAAAAUUACUAAAGACAGUAAAACACGUUUUAAAUA
Molecule: messenger RNA, 860 nt
Organism: Protopterus annectens (West African lungfish)
Lineage: Eukaryota; Metazoa; Chordata; Ceratodontiformes; Protopteridae
Exons: 5
Coding region: 4-675 (223 amino acids)
Source: RefSeq, a predicted model, not a curated record